CGUUGCCAAGUCCCUACCUCGAGAGGGAGGUCAGAUUCACUGCUGCCUCUCUCUAUCGCCUCCUCUCGGCUCGUCGCGUGACAAUUGCUGAUUCCUUGAACCACCCAUCUAACCUCGAUCACCGACCCUUCCGACCGACCUGUGCCUCUCCUCGCCGAUCUUCUACAGGGCAUGGACGUGUAUAUGUACCUCUCAUCUACGUAACCCAUCAUUGGUCUCGACACUCUUGCGCGACUCUAAUAUCGACCAUGGCUGGCAUAGAGCGCCUCGAAAUCCAUAGCAAGUCCUAUAUUGUGCGAUGGGUGAAGGUCGAAGAAGGUCAUACGCUGUCUUGGAGUAUCCAACCAGAUAGAAAGUCCAUUAACUUCGGUAUCGUUAGGCAUCCUGGCUCUGGUGCUACUAAAUUCCAUUCCGUGUCUGGCGACUUGGACAGCGCAGUCGAACAACUCGAUGGCGCCGAAGGGAGUGGUGGCAAGAACGGCCGCUCUUCCAAGAACGAUGCGAGCACGGCGCGUGGACAAUUGGCCAGCAAAGGCUUCAUACUAGUCAAAUGGCACGGCAAAUGUGAGGCUGACAAGGUCUCAAUGGGUACCCACGAUGUGACCGCCAACCAAGGUGGCAUGUUUGGCCUCAUAUUCGACAACACAUUCUCCAAGCAGACAUCCAAAACAGCGACAUUGGUUAUACUCUCAUACCCUACUGGUGCGCCACCUCAGGGCGCGAACUAUCUACCCAACAUGCAGGCCGUCCCAGCUGCGACUACAAGCAAGACGAGCUUAGGCAAACCCAGUCCUCAUCUCGGCGCUAUUGCGGCUGACUCUGCUGAGAGCCUCCAUAGUCACCCCUCUGGAGAUAUGGCAUCACCGGGUGCUAAACGAAGUGAUGCAUCGGGUUCAACGCCACCCUAUCAUACGGGCACCCUACAUAAGAGACGGAGGAAGAAGGGGCAAGGCUAUGCUCGGCGCUAUUUUUCAUUGGAUUUCUCGUCGUGUACACUUUCCUACUACCACAACCGGAACAGUUCGGCCCUCCGUGGUGCCAUUCCACUUAGUCUAGCGGCCAUUGCCGCUGACGAGCGAAGACGGGAGAUCACUAUCGAUUCAGGCGCCGAAGUUUGGCAUCUUCGCGCAGCUAAUGACAAGGAGUUCAAGGAAUGGGCCCAGGCGCUUGAGAGAUCCAGUAGAGUUGCGAGAGGAAUUGAGCCAGCACCAGAGCCCAGCCAAGUGCAGCGCGAAAGGUUAACUGUGCCAAAUGCCCAGCAUACAUCUGUCCCCAAUACUCAACAAGAAGAGGAUCGAGACUGGCAAAAAGUGGAAGCCCUCGUGAGUCGUAUAGUAGGGACGCGGGAUGCUCUUCGCCGUCUCGUUAAGGACAUGGCCGCGGAGAAGCAGCAACAGCGACCUGUGAGCUCUCAUCUCUCGCCUGGUAGUAUAGAUAUGUCUGAAGAAGGCGAUGGCUAUUUUCCUACAGCACAAUCGGAGAAGCGACCUUUCUGGAAGAGAAAAUCUAGUGCUUCGCUACGUACACCAGGUGUCCUAGCCCCAACAGUAUCAUCAUCUCUGGCCGUACCGGUGCCAAGCUCGGCCGCCUCUACGAGGCUAAACGGGGUAAAUUCUAAACGCUUGUCUAAGGGCGGUGGUCAAGCGGGAAGAAGCACAGAGGACCAUUGUGCUGCUCUUCUCAAUGAUUUGGAUUUAGUGGUAGUGGAUUUUACCAACCUUCUUUCCAACAGCAAACGGCGCCGAAUGCCAUUGUCAAGGACCCCCACAGCGAGAAAAAGCAUGGAAUCAACACUCUCUGCUGACGAAUUCUUUGACGCUGAAGCCGGUGAACCCAACAACAGUGGAAGUGUUCUGGUUAUUGAUCGUCAUGAGAGUGACGUCGAGUCUCCUGAGUCGGCGGCAGACGAGGCUUCUAUCGACGAUGUGUCGUCGAUCUCUUCUAUUGAGAGUGAUACGGAAAUAGGGGAUAAGAGCGGCGCGGCAGCUCUUUUCCCGCUGAGGCCAAAAACACUACAUCCUUUGCCUGUUGACAUAGCCGUUGAUCGCCGUAAAACUAUCCCUCCAGCUACUGUACUUCCACCGAGCCUUAUCGCAUUUGUACGCAAAAAUGUCGGCAAGGACCUGAGUACAAUCAGCAUGCCUGUUUCAGCAAACGAACCAACUUCAAUGUUGCAAAGAGUAGCAGAGCAGUUAGAGUACGCACAAUUACUUGACCAAGCAUCCCAGCAGAAGGUUCCGAGGGAUAGACUCCUUUUUGUCACCGCCUUCGCGAUCUCACAAUUCAGCAUCAAUCGUGUGAAAGAGCGAGCCAUGCGAAAACCAUUCAAUCCCCUCCUCGGCGAGACAUUUGAACUCCUUCGUACAGAGAGUGAAACGCCUGGUGGUUUCCGUUUGCUUGUGGAAAAAGUCACUCAUCGACCAGUGCGGUUGGCUAUGCAGGCUGAUGCAGAGAAUUGGUCUUUGACUCAAAGCCCCGCCCCAGGACAAAAGUUCUGGGGGAAAAGCGCCGAGAUCACCACUGAUGGACGUGUACGUGUAUCAUUGCGUCUGCCCGAUGGAAGUGAUGAGCUUUAUUCUUGGAACAUUGGCACCAUGUUUCUACGGAACGUGGUCAUGGGCGAGAAGUAUGUAGAACCAGUUGGCACUAUGACCGUAUCGAACGAGUCGACGGGAGCCAAAGCCAACAUUGAGUUCAAAACGAAAGGCAUGUUCGGUGGGCGCUGUGAAGACGUUCACGUCGAUACGUUUGGACCAGAUGGUGGAUCUACCGGUGUGAGCCUCACAGGAACUUGGACGAAGUCACUACAAGUGGUCGAAGGUGGCAAGAAUGCGGGCCAAGAAAUCUGGAAAGCCGGUCAACUAGUACCCAACCCAGCCAAUACUUACGGUAUGACGGCCUUCGCGGCGAGCUUAAACGAGAUCACGGAUAUCGAGAGGAAUCGGCUACCCCCUACAGAUACCCGACUUCGCCCCGAUCAGCAACUCGCCGAACAAGGGAGGCUGGACGAUGCAGAGUCAUGGAAGGUCAGACUUGAAGAGGCACAGCGCGCGAGGCGAAGAGAACUGGAAGACAGAGGAGAAGACCACAAGCCGAAAUGGUUCUACAAGGUCGCCGACACGCCAGAUGGUGAGGAGCUCUGGCGCUUCAGGGGCGGCAAAGACAGCUACUGGGAGGAAAGAAGCAAGGGCGAGUGGAAGGGCAUUGAAAAGAUCUUUGACGUGCCUGAGUAGAACACGAUGCUCUCUCUUUAGAGCCUACCUAGUAUAAAGCGUGUAGAACGUUUUUUAGUCAAGCGUAUGUGAAGACUAUACUAUCUUUUAGACAUUAUAGCAGCGGAGAUAGAUCUCCUCUAUGCAUGGAGUUGGCGUUAGAUGUGUAUUAUUUACUUAAAAGCGGAAUACCUUAUAGAGAGCUAUCAUGCGUGGAAUACAUGCCGAUAUAGAGGACUAUCUACUACUUAUGAUACUUACUCGCAUAUUUAGAGAAUUCAACACCUCACCUAUGACGUUUGUAGAAUAAGAGAUGAGAGUUAUUAGACAGGCGCUAGAGUGUAUCUACCGAGAUAGGAAGCG
This is a messenger RNA of Xylaria bambusicola, 3575 nucleotides long. Its product is annotated as Oxysterol-binding protein-domain-containing protein. The coding region runs from base 249 to 3233 and encodes 994 amino acids. Gene Ontology annotation, biological process: endocytosis; exocytosis; piecemeal microautophagy of the nucleus. Gene Ontology annotation, cellular component: perinuclear endoplasmic reticulum; intracellular membrane-bounded organelle; plasma membrane. The record is from RefSeq and is a predicted model, not a curated record. Gene Ontology annotation, molecular function: sterol binding. The transcript is spliced from 4 exons. NCBI's taxonomy places the organism in Eukaryota, Fungi, Ascomycota, Sordariomycetes, Xylariales, Xylariaceae.